Molecule: messenger RNA, 609 nt
Organism: Vicia faba (fava bean)
Lineage: Eukaryota; Viridiplantae; Streptophyta; Magnoliopsida; Fabales; Fabaceae
Source: the annotation of a GenBank genome assembly
AGUGCAAGUUCUCAGGCGGUGUCCCCCAGCCCAACCCCACCUCUACAGAGCAAUAUACCUGUGUCUCCACAGCCAUCAGCUGGCAACAUGUAUCUACCAGCCGCCACUUCAGCUGCUGGAGUCAAACUCCCUCUACCACAAUUCAAGGCUGGAGCAAACACUGGAAAUUAUGGCUCAUAUCGGAAUUCCUUCUGGAUCAUUAAUGUCUCCACCUGUUGGGUAUGCUCCUACUCCGACAGUGAAUACAGCUCCGCUGGUAACGAAAAUCUCGCAGUGUCUCAGUUGAAAGAAAACCAGAUAUAUACAACUGGACAACUGAGUGAAGGUUCUGCUGUGUGGAUACAUGCACCAGGCCAAGAUAUAUCCAGUUUGCAACUUAAUUCUCUAUAUAACCUUGCCCACCAGGGACAACAUCUUACCUUCCCCCAGACACAGGCUGCUCCUGGAACAUUUCCUGGCAUCUAUCAACCAGGGCAGACAGUAGCUUCACCUUCUACCCUCUUGCAGCAGUCUCAAGCUGUUGCUGGCCCUGUUGAAAAUGUAGGCCCUCCUCCCGGAUCUUAUCAGCAGCCUCCACCCGCACAGAUCAAUUGGAAUUCUAAUUUUUAG